Messenger RNA from Bicyclus anynana (squinting bush brown), 1672 nucleotides. RefSeq lists its product as uncharacterized. The transcript has 2 exons. Bases 138 to 455 code for a protein of 105 amino acids. The record is from RefSeq and is a predicted model, not a curated record. NCBI's taxonomy places the organism in Eukaryota, Metazoa, Arthropoda, Insecta, Lepidoptera, Nymphalidae. Gene Ontology annotation, cellular component: BORC complex.
UGUCAUUGUGUGUUUGUGUUUGAAGUUUGUUUUGUGUGCUUUUGCUUGAUUUUUUAUAAAUUAUAAAAAAAAAAACUAUUAGAAACAAAUAAAUAUAUAAUAUAUACAUUAGUAUAUAUUGUUGAUAAUUCAAUAAAAUGACAUCAGCUUCCUCAAGCAGUGCGCGAUCAUUGUUUGCUGAGUCUAAACAACGUUUGGCGGAGAGAGUUCAAGUGAAUAUGAAUAACAUAGCAUCACUAACUCGACAAGUACAGCGAGGAUCUAAAUCGAAUGAGCUCCUCAUGAAGUCAGCUAGAGAAAUGGCUGCCACAGAGCACCUCACAGAAGGCAGUGAAGAGAACCUUAAAAAGAUGCAACUAAUUGCUGUUCACAUGGGCUACCAAUAUGAGAACAUUCUGAAGUCAGCUGAGCUGUUAACAGAAGUUAGUGAACAAGUCAACACAAUGCUGAGAUGAAAGUGCUAAAAAAUGAUAUGGUUGAUACUGAUUUAUUUAUUAAACAUGUAUGAUGUUUUGUAAAAAUUAUGCAUUGGUUUAAUUAAUUUAUUUGGCUAAGAAGGGAGAACAAUAUGAGCAGAUAAGGAGAAUGUUUACUUGUCAUAAAGGGACUCCUUAAACCCACAGGGUCUUAAGUUAUAGGCUAUACUGUUUUUCUCUCUGUCACACAAUGAGCCUUGCACCUUCUUGGUGAAUUCAUGGAAUGCUUAGAGUUGUCUCUGUAUUAAUUUUAAUUAAUGUGGACACAUUUGAUAAUGUACAGUCAUGUCAGUAUGGUGGGAUACAGUGUACCUGGAAGGCUUAUCAAACAAAUUAUAGAAAACUAUUGAUUAGGCAUAUAUUUUAAAUAAUAGUUAUAAAAAUUUCAAUGUAAUGUAUGACAAAAUGUAUAUUGUAGGGAUGUAACGGAGGUAUUUUUAUUGGAACCGAUGGAGGAGUUGGCGUUUUUAAAUUUGAUAUAUCGGAGUCGGAAGUGGAGUAGGAGGCAGUGUCAGAAGUGGUGGCAGGAAAGAGGUUUUUUUAUUUAAGGACCAAUUUUUUUUAAUUUUAGUUUUUGACGUGACAAUGUCUUAUAAUUCAAUGAAGCCAGCUGCAUUCUCGAUAAAAGAUGAUGUCAUGAAUCGUUCCCUCGCUCUAGGGUUGCCAACUUUUUUUACAAGAAACAAAGUAAAUUCUGGCACAUGAAGAUUAUUAAACAGUAUUUUUUUUUUUAUACAAAAUAAGCUCGCGCUAAUUUAUAUGUAUUUUAUAUGUAUUUUUAUAUGUAUUUUAGAGAAACAAACAUUUUCUUUUGAAAAAUGCAACCAUUCCAUCAGUAUUUUCUUAUGACGUUGUCCCGUUCAAUGAUCGUCAGUAAACCAACUUUACAGUCAACUGAUUUUUCGAUAAUAAAAAAAAACACACAGAAUGGAAACUACAUGAAUUAAAUCCCAAAGUAGCAAAUUAUGCUUUAAUCUCCGAUUUAAAAGUGUCAGAAGAAAUCAGAAGCGAAGGUGUAUUAAUAAUCAGAAGUUUCGAUUUAACAGAGCCAGACUCGAAGCUCCGUAACAGCCCUGGUAUAUUCCAACACAACCAAGAUUGUAUACCAUUGGCAAAGCAAUGUAAUUGAUUGUAUACUUUGCUAUUUAUAUUCCUACAGGUAAAAGUGAUUGCUUAAUUAAAAUGUAUUUCAUGAA